AUGCGGAACGCAGACUCUGGGCGACACCGGGCAAUGACGGACUCCAAGGCGCCUCGUCCCGACUCCCACAGACGCCAAAGAUGCGGCGAAUCUGCCCACCAAUCUCUGCCCCCGUCGUCGUCCGCCCGUCUCCCGCCCGGUGUCGGUGUCGGUGUCGGCGUCGGCGUCGGCGUCGCAGGGUGCAGCCGGGAGCGUGCCGAAAAAGGCCCUGUGUGUGACGCGCGCGGCUGGCUGUCUCGAGUCCGAGUGCUGACUGCGCGUUGGGGAUGCCGCCCUGCCUACCGCCAUCACAUCCGAUCUUACUUGGUCUCUGGCAGAUUGCUGACCGAGGGCGCACUAGGCGCCCGUGGCCCACUAAGCAACACUGGCCGGAUCUGGCUUUAUCCCCAAGAGGGAAUUCGCGGCUGCUGUCCUUCUGCCACCCUUCUGAUGUACCUCACACAUCUCCCCUCCCCUCGUCUCUCCGACGCCACGCCCGACGCGAACCCCUUGCCGGCCACCCAGCCUGUGGGGCCUCUUGAGAACGUCUCACCACUCUUCUGUCCCAAACGUGCACACUUUUGGGCUAUAUUGAGCACACAAGCCCCAUCCAGUCCCACCCAGCGACGCCCCCCACCUAGCGAGGUCUCGGCGGGCACCCCCCCUCCAACCGUUUCAGCCCACGACGAGAAUACCCAACACAGAACAGAACGCCUGAUCGCUCACAGCCAUCCGCUUGGCCCGCACCCACAGUCGAUCGCGUCAUACCCCGUCUCAGACCAGCCCCCGCCGGCGAACGCGAUGCCCGAUCGUCCUCGCCAGCGCGGCCACCGCGCUCUUGGAGUCUCUGCCCAGGUCGCAUCCCAUAUGUGGCCAUAUGCACUUCUGCGCCCGCCGUCGCACGAUCGCAUCUGUAACUCGGCCAAGCGAUCGCAUAUGGCCUUGUUCAGACGUGCUUACCAGGCCGAUCAUGAGGCAUGGGCGUGCACCCAGGCAGCUCGUCGCGCCCUCUGCCUGCGCGCGCGCGACACCGCCACGUCCUCCGCACGAACGAACCCCUCCUCUAUCCUCCGCACUUCCCGGACGCGCCUGCACGCGCGCGGGCCUGAGUGCACACACGAGCCCAGCGCAGAGGUCCGCCGUCGUCUUCCCAAUCGCGCGUCGGAUCUAGUUCGCGAGAACUGGGCCCGCGGCUUCCCAGAAGGCUUGCGGCCCUCGCGCUGCCCACUCCCCGUCGGCCGUCAUGGGCAGGACACGCCGGCCGGAAUUGCAUCUCGGUCCCAGCCCAGGACGGUCGGCAUCGCCGACAUCGCGCCGCUGCGGUGCAAAGAAGAGCGAGGAAGACGGGCGUGA
Messenger RNA from Fibroporia radiculosa, 1332 nucleotides. RefSeq lists its product as uncharacterized. NCBI's taxonomy places the organism in Eukaryota, Fungi, Basidiomycota, Agaricomycetes, Polyporales, Fibroporiaceae. The record is from RefSeq and is a predicted model, not a curated record. The transcript has 2 exons. Bases 1 to 1332 code for a protein of 443 amino acids.